AUGGUCCGUACACCAAAGCGACUUGCGUCUUUGUGUCUUCAUGUUGUGGCUGGUAAGGCCGACGAAUGGCUUAGAAGUUCGCUAAAGCAAACACAAGAUGCGGGAAGAUUUCUCUAUUCCAUCGGAGGACCAUUCGAUACUCUUAGUGCUGAUAAUUUUAGUGAUCUGAUCGAGUUGUUGGGCAAGACUGGGCAGCUGAAGGGUCAAAUGUGGCCGUGGCUGAUACAUCACUCUUUAGUGAGAUUGGACUUGAGAGUUUGUCGUGCUCUUGUCAACAAUGCUGUGAUUGAUCUGGUGGCGAUGAGAUGCAAGGCUCUUAAACAACUGAACAUCAGUGGCUGUAGCGUGUCGAGCAGCAAAGUUUCCGACUUACUGACAGCUCUGCCAUCCAUCAAAGAGAUCGACAUCUCGUCCUGUCCAAACAUCAACGACUCACUGACACUUCACAUCAUGAAGGCAUCCUGUCAACUAGAACGUAUCUCGAUCAACAACUGCAGCAAACUUACAGACAACGGGAUUCGUGUGUUAUUCGAGUCGCCAGCAUGCAACACUCUCACUCACAUCAAUGCAUCAAAUACUGCCAUAUCAGAUGCCACAAUUGCUUCCAUUCUUGACCGUUGCUCAUCUCUACGAUCAUUGAUUGUGAGUUUCUGCAGCGAAAUUGCCAAUCCAUUUGAAUCUGUGCCGUCAUCUCGUCGGCUGGCUAUUAUCGAGCUCGAUAUGUCUGUCACAUGUGUGUCCAAUUUCACCAUUCAUACUGUGUGUCAUCUGUGUCCACGUCUCAAUCAACUGAAUGUGUCCGGUCCUAUUGAUCCCAACAUGCUAACUGACGAGGUCGUCACAUCACUUCAAUCUGUUUCUUGCCUCUCUCAGCUCGGUCUCGCUCACUGUUCGUCGAUCCAUUUUCCUUCACUUGCCACGAUGUUUCGAAAUGGAAAUCUCAACAUGCUAGUCUUUCUCGAUCUCUCAGCUCAUAUCAAUGUAGACUGCGCACUGAUCAUCAGAUCCUGUCCGGUACUCCAAGCUCUAGUGCUCGACGAAUGUCGUAAUGUCAUCUGUUGUUCUGAUGGUAGUCGUUCUGCUCUCAUGCCUCACAAGUGUCUUCAUCACUUGAGCCUCAAGUCGGCUUUCUUCUCAACUAAUGUCGAUGUGCGUGGAACUCGACAGUUGUCCACACUGUUGUAUGCGGUUCCGAACGUUCGAAGACUUUAUCUCGAUUGUAUGGUCGACGUGUGUGAUGAUGUGGUGGUCGAGAUGGUCGCCAGUGGAAAGAGCCUAUUGUAUCUUGAAGUGUUGAGUUUGUCGGGCUGUGGAGGUGUGUCCAAUGUGUCAUUGGACGGGAUUGGUGAUGAACUGUGCUUUCUCGAAUUUCUCGAUGUGAGUCAUUGUGUGGAAUUGAGUCGGCUGGAUAUGAACGAGUUUCGAGAAAAGAUGAAGAAGCAGGGUCGUGCUGUCGAGGUGAAGUGGCGUUGAGUUGUCUCUUCAAGUGUCUGUUUUCAUGUCAGGGAUGUGUGGACAUCGGUUUUGAAUUGUUUCACGAAAUUGUUGCAUUUUAGUGCAUUGAAUUUUCAUGUUUGUUGAUAUCAAUUUUUUAUUGUCAUAAUAGGAUAACA
This is a messenger RNA of Corticium candelabrum, 1613 nucleotides long. RefSeq names its product F-box and leucine-rich repeat protein 13-like. Lineage: Eukaryota; Metazoa; Porifera; Homoscleromorpha; Homosclerophorida; Plakinidae. The record is from RefSeq and is a predicted model, not a curated record. The transcript is spliced from 3 exons. The coding region runs from base 1 to 1473 and encodes 490 amino acids. Gene Ontology annotation, cellular component: SCF ubiquitin ligase complex. Gene Ontology annotation, biological process: SCF-dependent proteasomal ubiquitin-dependent protein catabolic process.